Molecule: messenger RNA, 2447 nt
Organism: Ricinus communis (castor bean)
Lineage: Eukaryota; Viridiplantae; Streptophyta; Magnoliopsida; Malpighiales; Euphorbiaceae
Product: O-fucosyltransferase 7
Cellular component (GO): cytoplasm
Source: RefSeq, a predicted model, not a curated record
ACAACACAUUAAACAUUCACUAAUUUCAAUUACUGUGUUAUAAGAAAAAUCUUAAUCCCACCAGUUUUAGUUACGCCACGAUCACCUCUCUUCUUAAUUUAUUUAUAAUUUAUUCCUCUCCUUGUGCUCAAGUACUAAAACCGACCCGAUUUACUUCUCUCUCAACAACACGCAUACAAGAAAGAAAGAAAGACAGACAGACGGGUGCAUUGGGUAAUAGAGAGGCGAUCUUUCUUUCUUUCCUUUUUUCGCUAUUCUCCAAUGGCUAUAACUCAGCCAAUAUUGUGUGUACUUCGUUAGUUGCUGAUAUUUUUUAAGAGUGUUUUCUUUUUUGGAGAUUUUUUCUGAGAGAGAGAUGCAGUUGCAGAAACGAAAAUGGAAGGCGGUGGUGGUGAUGAGGAAGAUGCUAACCUGCGCCAUAUGUACAAUAACUAUGAUUGCACUUCUUUCCGUACAUGUACAAGUGUUCCCUUCUUCCAGUGUUCCUGCCUUACCUGAUCUCAAGUUCCAAACUACUACCUCUACUUCUCAGCAUGAUCAAGAACAAAGCUGGAGCAGAGAGCCAACUCCGCCCCAUUUAUCGAAACCACCUCAACCUUCUAGCAAGUUGGAUGGUGAUGCCAAAGGGAACUCUAAUUUCACCAAGCUAUGGAAGCCUCCUCCCAAUCGCGAUUAUCUUCCUUGUGUAAACCCUACCUCUAAUUAUACUAAUCCUGCGGAAUCAAGAGGUUACCUUCUAGUUCAUACAAAUGGUGGUCUCAAUCAGAUGCGAGCUGGGAUUUGUGAUAUGGUAGCUGUUGCCCGUAUAAUAAAUGCCACUCUUGUAGUUCCAGAACUUGAUAAAAGGUCAUUUUGGCAAGACUCCAGCAACUUUUCAGAUGUUUUUGAUGAAGAUCAUUUUAUUGAUGCUCUAGCCAAUGAUGUAAAUGUCAUUAAAAAGCUUCCUAAGGAAAUGGCUAGCGCUGCUAAAAUAGUUAAGCAUUUUAGAAGCUGGUCUGGAAUGGACUACUACCAAGGGGAGAUAGCAAGCAUGUGGGAAGAUUAUCAGGUUAUUCGAGCUGCCAAGUCUGACUCUCGCCUGGCAAAUAACAAUCUCCCUCCAGAUAUUCAGAAGUUGCGCUGUCGUGCUUGUUAUGAAGCCUUGCGUUUUGCACCUCGAAUUGAAGCGAUGGGAAAAAUAUUGGUGGAGCGGAUGAGGUCCUAUGGUCCCUAUAUUGCUCUUCAUUUACGAUAUGAAAAGGAUAUGCUUGCUUUUAGUGGAUGUGCACAUGGUUUAUCCAGUUCUGAAGCCGAUGAAUUAAAAAAGAUCAGAGAAGAGACUGCACACUGGAAAGUGAAGGAGAUUGAUUCCAGGGAGCAGAGAUCCAAAGGUUAUUGUCCCUUGACUCCAAGGGAAAUUGCCAUGUUUCUUAGUGCUCUUGGAUUCCCCUCAAACACCCCCAUAUACAUUGCCUCAGGAGAGAUAUACGGAGGUGAUACUCACAUGGCUGAUCUGCAAUCCCGCUACCCCAUUUUAAUGAGCAAGGAAAAGUUGGCAUCUGUUGAGGAGCUUGAACUGUUCAUUAAUCACGCAUCUCAGAUGGCAGCACUCGACUAUAUUGUGUCUGUUGAAAGUGAUGUGUUUAUUCCAUCACACUCUGGAAACAUGGCGAGAGCAGUUGAAGGUCAUCGUCGUUUUAUGGGACACAGAAAAACAAUAUCUCCAGACAGGAAAGCACUUGUCCAUUUGUUUGACAAAAUUGAGCGAGGAAAAUUAAAAGAAGGUGAAAACUUAUCAAAGCAGGUCAUCGAACUUCACAGAAGACGGCAAGGAUCCCCAAGGAAGAGAAAAGGCCCCAUCUCAGGGACUAAGGGAAUGGAUAGGUUUCGCUCAGAAGAAGCAUUUUACGUAAAUCCUUUACCAGAUUGUUUGUGUCAUAGGCAAUCAAAAAAUUUGAACACCUCAGUGGCAAUCAGGUAGUUUAGAUGCUGAAGAAGAAUUAUUUCCCUUAAGAAAAGGUUUCCUGCAAUGGCAGGACGCUGAAAAAUUGACAAGACUUUGUCUAUUGAAGCUUUUGGAAACUGGUUGUGCGAUUGUAAAGAACUAGGGAUGCGGAUUCUGUACAUCUUGAGUUUAGAUAGAGGGGGGGACAUGGUGGAGGAAUAGGUAAGGAUGAACUUUAUUUGACUGCAAGAAAGAAGGGAGAAAUGGAAAAGGAGAGGGAGGGAGAAAUAGAAUACCUGAUGUCAGGGUUUUCCAUUCUAUAGGGAAGAAAUAUUGGAAGUGCUUGGGGAAGCUGGCCUAUUGGCAUAAAGGGUUCGUUCUUUGGGGAUGCUACUUCUGUAAUACUGCUAAUUCCAGUAAUAUUGUUUCCCUGUUUCUUCUUUCUCGUGUAUUUAUCAUUCAUGGUCAAUCAAUGCAAAUUCAUGAUUAACCAAUGCAAUAAAAAUGGAGCUUUUAUUUCAAA